CGGAUUCGAUGCACCCACUUCGCGUGGCACGGUAAAACCUCAACAUUCCUCUCUGCCUGGUCAACCAGCUCUCAGCAAGGAACAACGCGUGCCACGUCGAACCACCAUCUCGCCCAGCGAGGCGCUGUGUUCCCCUUCGAGAAGCCCGCGCAGGUAAUGUCGACGACAGCGGUCGUGACCAUGGCCAACACCGCCACCUCACCGACGACCAUGACACAGAUGGCGACGACAACGUCUGGCCCUGAAUCCCACUGCCCUUCCUGUGGCGAUGCGUUUCCGCCGUCCGUCGAGCAGACGUCCCUCGAUCUUGCGCAGGCCCAGGCCCGCAUUGCCGACCUCGAAGCCCAAGUUCGACACCUCAACCAGAAGGCAGCCGCCGCCGUCGACCGAUGGGCCGGCUACGAGGAGGAGCUGCAAAGGCUCAGGGCACAAGGGGAAGAAGGAUCACCACCUCCGCCGCCGCCCCCGAAGAACGAAGCCGGCGAGAACAAGCGCACCUCGGGUGGAAUACUGGCCUCAGGCACAAACAGGCUCUCCCUGCUGCUCAGCCGACACAAGUCCUCCCCGAACCUGAAAAUUGAUGCUGCUGCGGUGGCCCGCCCGCCGGGCUUUGAAACAGAGAGGCUUCUGCACGCGCUCAAGCGGGAAAUAUCGCUGCGCAAGGAGGCAGAAGGCAAAGUGGCGGCUACGAGCAGGGAAGUAGAGGAGCUGAGCGUCAGCCUGUUUGAGCAGGCCAACGAGAUGGUCGCCGAAGAGCGACGCGCAAGAGCAAAGCUCGAAGAACGUGUCAGCGAACUGGAGCGGAGAGAUAAGGAGAAGACGCGGCGAUUCGAGAAGCUGGAGGGCGCGAUGGCCCAGAUUGAACGGGUGAGGGCACUGCUGGCGGAAACGGAACCACAGAGCCGUAACGACUUAUGAGACGAUGAGGUACGAAAAGAGGUCUUCAGGGACAUCAACGACCGGACUUGGAUUGGUAGCAUUGGGUCGGAGUACGAAAUUGACUUCAUAUUGCUUGCUUGCUUGGGCAGAGUAUGGAGUUGAGAACAGCAGUUUUUAGGUCUACCU
Molecule: messenger RNA, 1065 nt
Organism: Emericellopsis atlantica
Lineage: Eukaryota; Fungi; Ascomycota; Sordariomycetes; Hypocreales; Bionectriaceae
Product: ribosomal protein L32
Exons: 2
Coding region: 157-918 (253 amino acids)
Biological process (GO): exocytosis
Cellular component (GO): cell tip; Golgi to plasma membrane transport vesicle
Molecular function (GO): guanyl-nucleotide exchange factor activity
Source: RefSeq, a predicted model, not a curated record